AUCUCGCUCUGAGUUCCUGCUUCUAGCUUCCAUUACACCACGACACGCACCACCACCAGUUAGUAAGCGGUGUCGGUUUUAAAGGCUUUUGACCACCUAACUAUAGUGUCAUGAAAAUAAGCAAAAAUAAUUUACAGUAAUAUAAUAUAUCAACUGUAUCUUCAAGGUUCAUUCAUUCGGAAAUUGACAAAAGAAGAAAAGACGAGCGAAACCUAAGGGACGUCGACAAACCGGCAAACAAAGAGAUCCCUUCUCGACGACAACAUUUUUCCUCAAUAUUCUUUAGUUAUGAGUCAUGUGGCCGUCGAAAAUUUACACGGUCUAGAACAGCAGCUUGCUGUCCUAGGCUUGAACAAUGCUGAUGGGCAGGGUGGAGGCACUGGCAGGACCUGUUACAUUCCACCUCAUUUACGGAACCAAGAGGCUUCCAAAAAUGCAGAUGCUUUCUCUAGACCGAGCGCCUUGUCAAUGGCACCAGGAAGCUAUACGCCUGGCGGUUGGGACGGUGGACGCAACAAUGGCUUCGUGCAGAAUGGUUACCACGACAACCGCAUGAAUGGGGGCAACAGGUACAACAGUGGCCCGCCUCGCAUGGAGAGGGGCAGGGGGGGUGGAGGUUUCCGCGGCGGAAGGGGCGGGUCCUACAACCCGGUACAGCCUAUGCAGAAUGCCGGCAUGUUUGGCGUCUACGACAACAAAGAUGGCGGCGGCUGGAACACGACUAAAGAUGCCUACACCAGCUUCGGCGCACGUCCCGACAGGGGAAAGUCUGCUUUUUUCAAUAACGGCGGGAGUGCACCCCGAGGAAGUUACCAGCGUGGAGGGUUUGGAGGCAGUGGAAACAGCCGCUGGGUGGAGGAGUCCAGGGAUGAUGAGGACUGGUCCAAACCCACUCAGGCCAAUGAGCGCCUGGAACAGGAGCUGUUCGCUGGUGGCAACACAGGGAUUAACUUUGACAAUUACGACGACAUUCCCGUUGAGGCCACUGGCCAAAACUGCCCCCAUCACAUUGACAGCUUCCAAGACGUGGAGAUGGGAGAGAUCAUCAUGAGUAACAUUGCCCUGACCCGCUACACUCGGCCCACUCCGGUCCAGAAGUACGCCAUUCCAAUCAUCAAGAACAAGAGGGACCUGAUGGCCUGCGCCCAGACAGGUUCCGGUAAGACUGCUGCGUUCCUGUUGCCUGUACUGAGUCAGAUCUACACUGAAGGCCCAGGAGAAGCCCUCGCUGCCCAGAAGUCUGGAGGACAGGACAACGGAAAGUAUGGUCGCCGUAAGCAGUACCCCCUCGCUCUGGUCCUGGCCCCCACCAGAGAACUGGCCCUGCAGAUCUACGAAGAGGCCAGAAAGUUUGCAUACCGGUCCCGUGUGCGUCCUUGUGUGGUGUACGGAGGGGCUGACAUUGGCCAGCAGAUCAGAGACCUGGAGCGAGGCUGUCACCUGCUGGUGGCUACACCUGGACGCCUGGUGGACAUGAUGGAGAGGGGCAAGAUCGGCCUCGACUACUGCAAUUACCUAGUGCUGGAUGAGGCUGACCGGAUGUUGGACAUGGGUUUUGAGCCCCAGAUCAGACGCAUCGUGGAGCAGGACACCAUGCCCCCUAAAGGCAUCCGUCAGACCAUGAUGUUCAGCGCUACCUUCCCCAAGGAGAUCCAGAUCCUGGCGCGUGACUUCCUGGAGGAGUAUAUCUUCCUGGCGGUGGGAAGAGUGGGCUCCACCUCUGAGAACAUCACCCAGAAGGUGGUGUGGGUGGAGGACGGUGACAAGAGGUCCUUCCUCCUGGACUUGCUCAAUGCUACAGUCAUUCCGAGUGAAGUUCAGGACAAUGCAGGUGAAAACAUAGAGAAACCUGGUAAGAACUCUCUGACGCUGGUGUUUGUGGAAACCAAGAAGGGAGCGGAUGCCCUGGAGGACUUCCUGUACCGCGAGGGUUACGCCUGCACCAGUAUCCAUGGCGACCGCUCCCAGAGGGACCGAGAGGAGGCUCUGCACCAGUUCCGCUCGGGACGCUGCCCCAUCCUGGUCGCCACGGCGGUGGCUGCCCGUGGCCUGGACAUCUCCAAUGUCAAGCACGUCAUCAACUUUGACCUGCCCAGCGAUAUAGAGGAGUACGUCCACCGUAUUGGCCGUACUGGACGUGUAGGCAACCUGGGUCUGGCCACGUCGUUCUUCAACGAUAAGAACGGCAACAUCACCAAGGACCUUCUGGACAUCCUAGUGGAGGCCAAACAGGAAGUACCCUCCUGGUUGGAGAGCCUGGCCUAUGAACACCAGCACAAGAGCAACACCCGCGGACGCUCCAAGAGGUUCACCUCUGGUGGCUUCGGAGCCAGGGACUACCGUCAGACCAGUGGCGGCGGCAGCACUGGAGGGUUCGGGGGUCGUGGUGGACGCCAGCCCGGUGGACAUGGAGGAAACCGUGGAUUCGGUGGCGGCGGUGGCUUUGGAGGAAACUUCUACACCAGUGACGGCUAUGGAGGAAACUACACUCAUCAGGGGGAGUGGACUGGUGGGGCAACUAAACGUUCCUCCAACCCUAUCCCCAUCUACCUACACCCCCCCCCCCCCCACCCCCCUACCAUCGCAAUGGGUCACGCCAUGCCAAACUCACUGAUGAGGAAACCACAUGUGUAACCUAAGCCAGACUAUAUAAACCCCCGUGUAGCUUCCAAACAGACUGCAGUACAUUACCAGCUGUGAUUCUCUGACUGCUUAUCCAAAAAAUGGAGCUGAGAGACAGGGGACCGAGAGGACAGCUGACCAAGAGGAAAGCUGGAGCCACUGAGCGAUUCCUAAAGAAACAUGGCACCGCCAGGCUCUGGAAUCAUCGUGUGGCCGCCCGAAGUGAUUAUAGCGUAUUUAGGGUCUUGGGACUUGCAGUUUUUUUUUUUUUUUUUUCACGACAACUGCUUUUUCUUUCUUUGUAACAAAACAAACUGAGGAUCAUUUGUUUGUAAAUGUACUGUGCCUUUAACAAUUAGAUUGUUUUAUCUGUAUUUUCUUUUAAGCGUCAUAACUGGCUGAAACCUGGCCAACGAACUAAAUUAUAUAUUUUUUGUUUUGGGGUUUAAAUGUGGUUUUGUUAUUUUAUUCGGAAGGAAAGCAAAAUAAGCUUGAACUAAAUAUCCAACCUUGGCAAACACUGAGAUGACAUGACUUUUGAGUGAGUCAUUUGUCCAUUUGAGCUUCAAAUUUGUCACAGGGUAAUCUGAUGGCUCAAACUAGCUCCGACCGCAUGUUGCAGCCAUCCAAUGAGAAUUCCACUAUAGGUUUUCAAACCCUUGUGUGACGAAAGUGCACUUCAAGGGAAAAAAGAGUUCAAAAUAUUUUUCGCUCACUCUAUCCUGGAGAGGAAUAUGGUAGUCUUCACUAAACGAGCCAUUCCAGUUGUACGAUUUUAAAAUUGAAUAUUUAAAUGGUAUGUUCAUACAUACAAGCUAUUUGAGCAAGUCGACGCUCAAAGUUCAGUUCCCCACUAACAAAUUGACUUGGCAUUGUGGCACCUAGUGAAGCAACUUCUAGCUGCCUGGUGGGUGAAUUUAGUUUUCGAUUGAGCUUUUUUACUUAAACAUUUUGGAGGAUGGCAAUUGACAAAUAUCCAUCCUUCUGAGAGAAUGUUUCUUAAAAUUGUCAAUUCUAAAACAGCACUUGCCAUAUAGAAAGUGAAGUUUGAAUGGUUGCCAUAGGACCACACAGUAACCUGGGUGGCUUUGCUUUUUGUCAAGGCCAUCCUGGGAUGAAAUACGCAUGCAAGUGUUGUUGUUUUUUGGUCAAGGAGUUAAAAACAAAAUGCAAAAGGAAAUUCUGCAGCAGGCUUUUAUUUCAUUACAAAAUGUCGUUCUCUUACACCUUUAAUUUAGUUCUCUUUUUCAAGCUGCGUUCGAAUCCGAAGGACAUUCUCGGGUUAACUGUUUAAAGACACAAGCUCUUCGUCCUCGGAGAGCGUAGGAAGGUCAGAAGUUAAGGGUCAGCAAUGUACAGACGAGCAAACUGAAUUGCACACGUAGCAAAGGGUGAUGGGAAGUGCAGUUUAUUUACCAGUGCAACAUUUUAAGAGGCAAUGUGGUUUUCCUGUGUAUCCUGGCUGGUGUAUCUAGCCCACGCGACCCGGCCAAAGACGGGGGUGCUUUAACUAUCCUUGAUUUCUGACACAGAACCAAUGCAGCUAUUCUUCCCUUUGUAGGGUUGGGCCGCCUUGAUGUAUUAUGUAAAACCACUGGCCAGUUUACUACUAUAGCUGGCAUCCAGGCUUCCUCCUUAUAUAGGAGGGAGGCCCAAUGUUGGCUAGAAAAUGGCAUUUUAAGUGCAAUAGGUAUAUAUUCUCAGUGUGUCUGUCGUGCCUUGACAUUUUGAAUGAAUAAGUGGUUAUGAAGCAGAUGCACUGACAGUAUUGUGUUAAUUUAAGAUUGAAUGGUGCUACCUAAGUUAGGUCUAUGCCCCUUUGUGAUGUUACUUAACAGCCAUCAAGUUUUCAAAAAAACAAACAUUUUAUUGCACAUCUAGAGUUUUAUAUAAAUGUCUUGAGUGUGUGUCCUUAAAGCUUCCGAAUUUUGUGUGAGGAGAUUGUGAAAAACGCAGCUUGUUUACGAAAGGGGAAGGGUUAUCACUAUUUAAACCAGGAUUUAUUUGGGACCAGGUGUUAGUUCAGUAGCAGUCUGAGAAUUGAGCUAUUUGCACACAGAUUACUAGAUUCUACUUUUGCUGCUAGUUUGUGUAAUUUAUUAAGCAUUUUUGAGAAAUAUUUAUUUUUAUAAGCCUAAAGUGAUAGUUUAAGGAACUUGACCAAAAGACAGUACAAAAACACUGGCACUUGAAUGUUGAAUGUCACCGGUAUGCGUGGAAAUUUAUAUUUUUCGGGGUAGUGUGAGCUUUUUAAUGUCAGUCAUAUUGGACUCAAAUCAAAAUCCACACCUGUUACUUCUAGUAGUACUGGCCACACCGUCUAAUCAACCUUAACAUUUAAUUGGCGAACAAAAUUUGAAACAAACAACCAAUGCCAAGGUUUGGAUAAAAGUGAUAACAUUUUCUAAAAAAUAUUGUACCAGUGCAAGAAGUGUCCAGAUUCUCUCCAAUUCAAUUAGCUUUUCCUUGUUUUUGAGGGUUUUCUUCCCUCCCCCAGCAAAUGUCUGGCACAUGGCAAUCUUAAAGAAAGAAAACAUGUGGCUCUGCUCUGUUGUAUUUGCAUAUUUGGGCCUCCGUGCGUGUUCUGUGGAGUGUGUGGUGAGUCUUACAGUAACAUUGGCUGACUGAGUCUGAAAAGUCAAGGUUUGGAUGAAACGUAUGAAUGGAAAUGUGAAGCUGCAGAGAGGAGAGGUUGGAGAGCUUUCGGCUGGCCAGACACUCCUGAACGCAACUGCGUCGCCCACUAGUUCGUAUUUGCUUUAUGUACUAGUUUAGAGGCUGUGCACUGCACGAGAAAACACCUGUGCAUUUAUUGUAUGAUUUUACCAAAAUUAAAAAAGUUUUGACUUGCAAA
This is a messenger RNA of Oncorhynchus masou masou (cherry salmon), 5476 nucleotides long. RefSeq names its product ATP-dependent RNA helicase DDX3X-like. The record is from RefSeq and is a predicted model, not a curated record. Gene Ontology annotation, biological process: cell differentiation; gamete generation. Gene Ontology annotation, cellular component: nucleus; P granule. Bases 289 to 2634 code for a protein of 781 amino acids. Gene Ontology annotation, molecular function: RNA binding; RNA helicase activity; ATP binding. Lineage: Eukaryota; Metazoa; Chordata; Actinopteri; Salmoniformes; Salmonidae. The transcript has 18 exons.